This is a messenger RNA of Durusdinium trenchii, 1479 nucleotides long. Lineage: Eukaryota; Dinophyceae; Suessiales; Symbiodiniaceae. The record is from the annotation of a GenBank genome assembly.
AUGCUGCUUUCGCAAGGAAGUUUGCUGAAGGAGGACUCCAUGCGGGGUGUGUUUCCAGAAAAGGCAGCUGUGAAGUACAGCUUUCCACUGCCGGAGGGCUCUCCUUUGUGGCUUCGGCGCAGCUUCAGGUGGUUUCAGGGUGCGAUGGGGGAAGACCACAAGACCGGCAUUAUCUAUGGGAUGGUGAAUUGGAUCGUGUGCGUGCCGUCUUUGGUGUCCUAUGCGCACAUUGUCUUCCCGCAGCCAGUUUUUCGACCUUUCCUGCCCAUGGUCGUCAAGGCCUAUUUCUUAAGUUCUGCCGUGAUGCAAGUUGUGAUGACGUUCUUAUCCGACGUGGAGUUUUCCAUUGGACAAAUACAGGAUGUGGGCUUGAUUUUCCUGGCAGGAAUGGUUCGGACGAUUGUGAAAUGGGGCAUGAAUGAGGAGGACCCACUAACGGCAGAAGAGUUGAUCGCCACCAGUGUUUACCAGUGUGCAGGCAGCACUUUAGUGGUGGGGCUUGCUUUGAUUAUCAUUGGUCGCUUGCAGCUCAUUCAGUAUGUUCAGAUGCUUCCUUUGCCGGUCAUCGGAGGCUAUUUAGGCUACAUUGGCUACUUUUGCUUUGCCGCAGGGCUUGGAAUCGGGUCAGGCCGUGAAGUGAACGACCCCAGCUCCUUGCUUCAGCUGUUCGAUGCAGAACUUGCCCUGAAGAUGAGCUUGUUGAUGGUCAUGGCGUUGAUCAUGAUCUUUGUUCACUUCAAGGUGAAGCACUUCUUGGCGAUGCCGGUGACCUUGGUGUUGCUGCCUGUCGCCUUCUUCCUUUGUGCCGCUAUUGUGGGUGUCUCGCUCGAGGAUUGCCGGGCAAAGGGCUUAGUGCCUUACCCUCGUGGCAGCUCGAGCAUGGAGGAGAUGUGGGCGAUCAUCAACUAUGAGGACGUGCAGGUGAACUAUUUGUAUGGGCAAUUUGCAAAUGUCGUAGGUUUGAUCAUCAUCGUCACGUUUGGUUCCUCUUUAGACAUCACUGCCAUCCAAGCUGAGCUUCCAGCUCGCAAGCUGGACUACAGCAAGGAGCUUACAGCCAUCGGCUGGGGGAACCUUUGCAGUGGCUGCGUCUUCGGGGCCACAGGAUCCUACAUCUUUUCCCAGACCAUUUUCAGUGCCAAGCGUUCAGUGAAGAGUCGCUUCAAUGGCAUUGUGGUGGCCUUGGGGGAGUUCUUGCUCUUCGCUUUGCCGGUGGAUAUCUUGAAAGUGCUCCCCAACGCCUAUGUAGGUGGCAUCAUGUGCCUCUUUGGUGUUGACAUUAUGAAUGACUGGCUGGUGGAAUCCCGAAAGCUGAUGUCUCGCACCGAAUAUCUCCUUGUUUGGAUCUCCUUCGGCUGUACCAUGUGGCUGACUUCAGUCCAGACCUUUGGUGUGAUCGAGGGCAUGGCCUUGGGGACAGCCGUGGCAGGCCUUUUUUUUUGUGUACCAGUUUGCCAAGGUCCAAGACAAGUGGCAUGA